Molecule: messenger RNA, 993 nt
Organism: Phycomyces blakesleeanus NRRL 1555(-)
Lineage: Eukaryota; Fungi; Mucoromycota; Mucoromycetes; Mucorales; Phycomycetaceae
Exons: 2
Coding region: 1-993 (330 amino acids)
Source: RefSeq, a predicted model, not a curated record
AUGAACAAACAAUUUCAAGAGAAGAACUUCAGGAGUUACUCGCCUUUAAGCAAGAAUGGGAACAAGACAAGCAGCGAAAGCUUGACCUCUUCCAUCCCCUCCCCGAAGAAAUCUUGGAAGAUUUGGAGCUACCUAAAGCCAAUCUUAGGAAACUCUGCAACACAUUCGAUUGUACGAGAACCAACUACAACAAUGAAUGGACGCACGGAACAGUCAUCAAUCGCCAGUACAUUGGAGAAUGUAACAAGACCAAUGUAUCUGCAACAUCUGCAAUCCAAGGACACUACAAGGAUUCAGAAAAGUUAUGCACGAUGGCAAGUGCCUCUUCUGAGUUAUUUGAAGAAAUCUAGACGAUCAUCGACGAUCUGGAUGAAGACUCCACGGCCUAUGAGCACUGGAAGACCAUUGGCAAACGAGCCCACUGACAGGCUGUGUACAGCUUCAGUUCAGCCCAAGCAAUUGAUGAUGAAGCACGUAUCUGGCUCGAAAAGGCUAUCGGAGUUUCUAAACACCUUCGAUAUGCCAACAAAGACAAAGACAAGAAGCUGGUCAUUACUGCCCAGCUAUCAAUCGACAUCAAGAAGUCCAAGUUCGAACAAGCAGUUCUUACCUGAGCAGCAGGGGACCCAGGAAAUUCCCAACGCUUUCAAAACUUGGGCUUUUCCAAGCAUGGAAGGGGAAAUGGAGGUGGACAAAGACGAGGUCGUGGUACCUUCCAGUCAAAACCCCGACUACCCCACAACCAACCAGCAUCUGAGACACCAGCGCGCCCCAGGCCAGUGGAUGUCUUCAACAUUUCCAACACACUUGGGAGAAGAUGACAAAGCAGACUUGGCCACGGGUGGUAGUCCAGGAGGAAUACUGAAUUCCAUUCAAACAGGUCCCAAUUCCUUGGAGAACUCCACAGCACGAGAUAUCACAACAAGCAACAUUGGAUUUAGACAAGGCGGUCCAGAAAUUUCUGUUGACCCAGAUGAUAGAGGAGUCGCCUGA